CUGAGAGAGUGUGCUCAGACUGCACUGUCAAACAUGAACGUGGGGGAAAGGUAGCUGUAUUUACACUCACGGAGAUUAUUCGACUACUUUUUGGGGGAAUAAGUAUUGUAAACAAAGCUUUAAAAAUAACCAUGAAGUUCCAGUUGGACACAUUAAUAGAAACACUUGGAAAGCCAGGAAAAUACCAGCUGGGGAUAUUUUUCCUUUUGGCAUGCAACUAUUUCCCAAUAGUAUUCAACAUCGUCAUCAUGGCUUUUUUUGGUUUUACCCCCAAACACAUGUGUGUUUCCAACAAAUACAGCAGCAGCAAUACCAGAAUCAACGACAGUACUGCACUGAACAGUUCCCUGAGGCCAGUACUUGGAGAGUGUAUUAGUACUUACUAUGUGGCCGGUGUGGUGAAUAAGACAAUCAGUUGCUCUGAUGACCCAGACAGCUACUGGGAGUUUGAAACUGGCGAGACGGAAGCCACCAUUGUGUCAGAGUGGAGUUUAGUCUGUGAAUCUAGGUAUCUUUCCAAACUGGCUACCACACUAUAUUUUUGUGGUGUGAUGGUUGGUGGCUUGCUUUUCGGUUACAUGGCUGACAAAUAUGGCCGGAAGCCUGCCAUGCUGGUGACCCUCUAUUGCCCUAUACUGAUUGGACUGGGAAUCGCGUUCUCCAACAAUUAUUACCUGUUCAUAGUUCUGAGAUUUUUUAUGGGCAUGUUUUUGCAGGGCCUACAAACCAGCAGCUAUGUGCUUGUGAUGGAGAUGUUUCUGCCUUGUUACCGCGGGGUGGCUGGUGCCAUGUUGGAGGUUUUCUGGGGUAUCGCAGUUAUGCUGGUGGCCCCCAUUGCUUACUUAAUCCAGAACUGGAGAUAUAUCCAGCUAGCUAUUUCCCUACCAAGCAUACUAGCCAUUGGAUACAUAUGGCUGAUCCCUGAAUCUUUGCGAUGGAUGGUGAUUCAGAAGAAAAUAGGGCCUGUCAAAGAAUUGGUGCAGAAAAUAACCAAAUUUAAUGGUAUCCCCUACCCAUCAGAACCAAUGGAUGCCAUCAUCUCCCAUGACAAAAUCACUUCAGAAAAAGCCAAGCAGUUUUCCUUCUUUGAUCUGCUGCAGACCAGGGAGAUGAGAAAGAGAAGUUUGGUGCUCUUCUACCUGUGGUUUGCUGUCGCCGUGACUUACUAUGCCUUACUCCUGAACAUGACCAGUCUGGAUGGAAACCGCUACCUGAAUUUCUUUAUAAGUGCGGUGGUAGACAUGGUGGCCUUCAUUGCAGUGGUCUUUAUUGCCAGGAAGUGCCCAAGAAGAAUUCCAAUGCUGAUCUUCUUUGUUAUUGGUGGAUUGGCCUGUAUCACUGCUGGAGUCAUUCCAUUUAUCUGGAAGGCGGCAAACGUUGAUGAGAGAGUCCGUAGACAGAUGACCAUCACAGGAUUUGCUAUAGUUGGCAAAUUUGGAGCCAGUGGAGUUUUUAGUUUAAUCUUCCUGUAUACAUCUGAAUUGUAUCCAACUGUCAUUAGAAACAUUGGAAUGGGGAGCUGUGCAUUCUGGGCCAGACUUGGGGGAGUGGUAGCACCACAGAUCCUAGCCCUGGGUGAUCUCAGCCACAAGUCUAUCUCUGUAAUCAUAAUUGGAGUUAUCACCCUUGUUGCCAGUAUUCUUUUGUUGCUGCUGCCAGAAACCAUGGCAACCAAGCUGCCUGACACCAUAUUGGAAGUAGAGGAUGCAAACAGAACAGACAACAGUGAUAUUAGUCUCCAUGGUGAUGGGGAUCGUGAUGAUCUGAUGACACACAAAGAACAACACGUUUAAAAAAAAUCUCACCCAGUUUAAUCACUCAUUAAACCUCCUAAUACCAAGAUCUUAACAUUUUUGCAGCUUUAAGUUAUUUUUGUCACCAAUGUGUGAAUUUCUUUAUAUCGUUAUAUUUUAUUGAAUUAUGAUACUAGUUACAGGGUUGUCCCUAGGACCCUGGGGCUGGGAAAUUUCCCUGCCUAUAAUGACUCCCUGGUUAUUCUGGUAUUCCCCCCAACUCCUUUUUACACAACCCCAGAUCCCCUUAAAAUUUUUAAUGUACCUUGCUAUUUCAAUUCUUAAGGACAACCCUUUAGUUAACAAUGAAAUUCUUUUUAUUGAGAGACUCAGUAAUUUUGUAUAAACUUUUUUUCAUAUUUAUUGUAAGAUGUUGUUUUUGAGUGACAAUCAAGACAAAAUAUUGUUAUGUUGAAUAUUUAGUGUCAAGAUAGGAUAUAAAAUAGUUUUACAUACAUGUAAAGUUUAAUUUGUGUACAUUAGUUUUAGUGUAGCGCUGUUUUUAGCAAGACAUGUUUGUCUUGUUUUAUUGCCCUGUUUGUAAAUCUUGGCUUUAAUUGGAAAUGAGUGCAUGCCUGGUUUUUCUAGUUCUUGUUAAGCUAGAAGAGGCAGACUUGCAGUAAAUAUGUCAACAAAAAUUUUCAGAAUGUUUGUUAAUGACCAUUGAUUUACAUUAAGGGUAAUAUAAAAAAUUACAAAAAUUCGAAAAUACAAUAUAAGUCAUUGAUAGCCCAUUGUGUGAUAAAUGUGUAAGAUUUCAAGAUCAUGUUGUAUCUUUGAGAAUCGGUCACAUGACCUAGAAUCUCCAUUACAACGUAAGUAAGACCAUGUAAACAAAUAUCCCUUUAGCAGUUGUAUAAAAGUGUUCUAGUAUUACAAUCAUACUAUGCAAAAUGUAAUAUGUAGUUUGUUACAUUUUUUUGCAACAAUUCAACACCAAAUUAAAAACACAUGUACCAUCUUGAAUGUAGAACCAUAUUGAAUCUCAUUAUUCCCAAGCAUAAUUUUUACAAUGAUCAAAUUUUCAUGCAUUUACUCUAGCUUUCUCCAUUUGUGCAUAAAAUGGUUUUCACGUUUUAAGGUUCUACAAUGUUGACAAAGAAUUCAAACAAUCAUUCAUGGGCUAUAUACAUAAAACUAUAAAAACAGUGUUACAGGAAAUUAGAUUUUAUUUAGACAUUCAUUAUUGUUUAGAAUCUUUUUUUUUUGUGCUGUGAGAUUAAAAUUGAUAAAUAUA
Saccostrea echinata is the source of this 3030-nucleotide messenger RNA. Its product is annotated as solute carrier family 22 member 7-like. The record is from RefSeq and is a predicted model, not a curated record. The transcript has 10 exons. NCBI's taxonomy places the organism in Eukaryota, Metazoa, Mollusca, Bivalvia, Ostreida, Ostreidae. Gene Ontology annotation, cellular component: membrane. Gene Ontology annotation, biological process: transmembrane transport. Bases 132 to 1793 code for a protein of 553 amino acids. Gene Ontology annotation, molecular function: transmembrane transporter activity.